GUCUCAGUCGUUGUGCGGGAGUGGUCCACGAGUGAUGUGUGGUGUUAAGUGUGACUGAUAGGAAAAGAGACGUAGUAGAGUUUUCUUAACACCCCCGGGAAUCCGUAACGCGGCCGAGAUACAAAGAAAUCAUCACCGGCAAUAAGAAUUGUUUCUCGUCAUAACCGCAGUACCGCUUCUUUCCUCUCUCCUCCCUGCCUCCACUCUAAAUAUAGGAGACUCAAUCUAGUCAGCCACGUUCUUGUCCCUCCUCUAUCCCCCCCCACCCCGCGCACCUCCCGCCCGUUCACACACGCACACCCCCAAAAUCCGCCGGUGUAUCGAACGGAGUGUAUAUUUAUUUCUAAAACCGUAUUUAUUGUACAAAAGACUGUUUAAACAGGAGCCGACACAAUGUCCGUGGAUAAGGAGGAAUUGGUGCAGCGUGCAAAGCUCGCCGAACAGGCUGAGAGGUAUGACGAUAUGGCAGCCGCAAUGAAGGCGGUAACCGAAACUGGUGUUGAAUUAUCAAACGAAGAGAGGAACCUGCUUUCUGUUGCUUACAAGAAUGUUGUUGGCGCGCGGCGUAGCUCGUGGCGAGUCAUUUCUUCCAUUGAGCAGAAGACAGAAGGUUCGGAACGCAAACAACAGAUGGCAAAAGAGUACCGGGAAAAGGUUGAGAAGGAACUACGCGAAAUUUGCUAUGAUGUUCUGGGAGAUGGUGUCGCUAUGUUGCAGGGACUCCUGGACAAGUACCUGAUCCCCAAAGCCAGCAACCCUGAGAGCAAAGUAUUCUACCUUAAGAUGAAGGGAGAUUACUUCAGGUAUCUCGCAGAGGUUGCGACUGGUGAUACCAGAAAUACUGUGGUAGAUGACAGCCAGAAGGCGUAUCAAGACGCGUUUGAAAUCAGCAAGUCUCAGAUGCAGCCAACUCACCCCAUCAGGCUGGGUCUCGCCCUCAACUUUUCGGUUUUCUAUUACGAGAUCCUGAACUCUCCAGACAAGGCCUGCCAAUUGGCCAAACAGGCAUUCGACGAUGCUAUCGCAGAGUUAGACACAUUGAAUGAGGAUAGUUACAAAGACUCUACACUUAUCAUGCAGCUGUUGCGUGAUAACCUUACCCUAUGGACAAGCGAUACGCAGAACGAAGGGGAUGAACCACAGGAAGGAGGAGAUAACUAACCCUCAUAAUUUAAGUCCAAUCCUUCUAAUAUAAAAACAAAAGAAAAAACAACAACAUCCUAUUCUAUAGUCCUCCCUCCCAACUCCCAUUUCCUGUAUCCUUUCGCCCUCGCGUAUAUAUAUUUCCCUUCCAUAUAAAUCUCCUCCUAAUAAAAGUCAACUUCUCUAUUAAAAUGCAUUCUUUGCACACUACCCGUGGUCUGAAAUUGUUAAAUCUCGACAUUAUAUUAAACAACUUAUUAUUAUAAUCGUUGAGUUAGAGAGAAAGACAGAAAUAGAGAAAUAGAGUAAAGAAAAAAAGAAAUCGGAAAGGGAGAGGAAGGAAGAAAGAAAAUGAACGAGCUGUUUUAACCAAGUAAAAAUUAAGUGGAUGAUGAAAAAAGCGUUGUAAGAACCUUACAAAACACAUGCUCCAGAUUGUGUUGUUUAAUGGCGAAAGAGCGGAGUUCUUCGCUAUAACAAAUGAUUGUAUUAGUCGAAAUUUGAAAAUUUAUACCACGCGUAUAUGAAAAGCAAAGGAUACCAAAAUAAUGAAAUUAAAAACAAAUUUGGUAAACAAACAAAUAAUAAAUAACAUCCAAAUACGUCCCAAUCAAUGAGACAACAGUCGAGAACGGUCGCACAUGUACGUGUUUAUACAUGUAAAUUGAUUAUCACUGCUGCAGGAAGCAUAAAACCAAUUAACGAAUCGAAAUAACGAAGCAAAUAAAAAAUAAACACGACGAUGUGGGAGAAUUAUGUAAAGCACAACAGUAUAUUGUUUGGUAUUGAUAAAAAUUGAUUAUCGAAAUAGUAAAAAAAAAAAAAAAAAAAAAAACUGAGGUCUUUUUUAGAAGCUACUUGUCAUACGAUAUUGCUAUCCUCCAAUCUUGUUAAUUACCAACUAAAAAAUACGCUAAAAGAGAAGCAUUGAUACAUUAUAUACCCAGUUGUCAUUUAAAAUGAAAUUUCACAUUGUCUAGCGGAUACAAUAUUAUAUAGUUCAAGAAUGCAAAUGAAAGAAAAAACAAACGCUGAAGGAGAAAGAAGAAUAAUUAAAAUACAUUAUUAAGAUAUUCAACUCCGAAACAAAAGACAGGAAAAAACAUCAAAAAAAUAAAAAGAACAGAAUGAAAAUGAAUAAAUAAAAAUCACAACAGAUAACAGAAACAACAACGUCGGUGGUAACUUAAUUUCAUCUUUAUUACAUUUUCACAUUUUUUUUUUUAUACAAUGAUGCGUUGUUUGCAUUCGCUGUAUUCCAUGUAUUAUUAUUACUACAUCCAUAUUAUUGCAUGUGUAAACGACAUAAUUUUGCGAAGAAUCCGGCACACAUUAUCAGGAUGAAGAAUAUAAUGUGUAUUAUCGACGAAGCAUGUUUUUUUUAAGCUAAUCAUAGCUCCAGUUGUCGUAAAUUACUGGAGGCUGUAUUAGGAAAAAAAGGAAGAAAAUCCCAAACCAAUCCACGCUUUCUUAAAGUCUAUACUUUAAUAUCAACGAUACCCUCCCCAUCCCUCAUCUCUACCCAUGCUCUUCAAUUGCAAUCCAUUUAAUCCUACCGAAAAAUCCUUUGAAAAGUAAAAAAAAAUGAAAAAACCUCUUUAUAUAUCAUAUAUAAAUAAAUAUAUAUAUAUAUAUAUAUAAAAAUAUAUAUAUAUAUACAUAUGUAUAUAUACAUACAUGCCAGAGAUGUUUACUACUACAUAAUAAUUCAUGUUGCGGUCGAGAAAAAGAAAAUUGUAUGUGUAUAUUUUUGUUGUGCGAUCCUUUUCUUGGUACAUACACAAUUGGUCGGACAUAUUGUGUGAGAAUAUUACUUUCUUUAAAAAAAAAAGAACACUGCAAUCGUUUGCCACAUGAUGAAUUCACUCACAGUUUUAAAUCCUGUAUUUACUGAUACACAAAAAUCGUGUGUAAAUGUAAAGCUGAGUAUGAAAAGUGAAAAUAACACAAAAAUUAACACACGUAUAGAUUCACUUUUUUAUAGCUGUAUCUGUAAAAGUAUGAAGAAAAGUUUUACCUCACGGUUUGAAUAUCAGCGAUGUCGGUUAGUGUAUUAAAUAUUUAAUAAUUAAUGGUGAAGAUUUGAGUAAAGGUAAAAAAGACACGCAUAAUAUUUCUUGAAUAAAACAUCCAUGCAUCCGUUGUCACGAAAGAGAAAAAAAUCGUAAUAAGUAAUAAUAAUCUUGUAACUGGUUUCGAAAGAUAUCUAUUUUUUCGUAUAUAUAUAUAUAUACAUAUAUAUAUUACAGAUACAAGUAAUUGAUAUAUACAUUUUGGGUAAACGUGUUGCUGUCGUGUUGGUAUUUUCGGUGUAUCGGUGUCUGUUGCAACAAACAAACCAGAAACCAAACAAACAUACAGAAAUAACGACUUGCUCUUGAUCAUGAACUGGAUCUAGGUCGUGAUCGUGUUCGUGUUCGUGUUCCACACAUUGCAUCGUACCAAUCGUAACAAUGAUUAUUGUCCUUACCAAUCAAUGGAUCCAAAAUAAUAUGCUAAUUGUCACUUACAUACGUGAAACACACUUUUUUUUCUGUUAUUUUUUUUUUAUCGCUGAUGUAUUUGUUGCUCAAUGGAAUGUGAGAGUUUUAUAAGCAAUCAGGGUCCGCUGGGUGAAAAUGGGCUACCAAACAAUGGGCAUAAGUAAUGGUUUCAUGAAUUUUUAACCCUUGUCGACCUAAUCUCGCUCAGUAGACCCUAAUAUUUGUAUUCCCCUUCCGCUCCUCCUUCCUAUUUCCCCAUUAUUGUUAACAAAACCAGUUUCAUUAUCUUGAAAAAACACAGUUUUACCUAAACUCACAUUAUACUCAUUUUGUGUCUACAUACUUUGAUUUGGAAGUUUUCUCAAGGCAAUUUUAUACGUCUUUCUUCUUCAUGUAUUUUUCCUCCUCUUCGGAAUUCUUUUUCUUUUUCCUAUUUUUCGGAAUACUUGAAUUUCAAGUAUUUUAUCGACAAACUUUUUAAUCAUUUGAAUGAGAACCAGAAAAGCUAUCGCGUUAAAUUAAUCACUGAUCGGUGUAUGUUGUAACUUCUUAGCUGCUUCCCCUCAUCCAACAAUUUCCACCUUACUCUUAUUUAAAAAAAAAAAGAAAAGAAAAUACAGCAAACUCCUCCCAUUAGAAAACUAUAAUAUUAAUAAUAAUAUUAUUGAUAAUAAUAAUUAACUAUUAUUAUUAAUUAACACGCCAUUAUUACGUACUUCACCACCACCCCUUCCCUGAACCCCCCUCCAACCACCAAGCCACCCUCGACGCCACGACUCUUUGUCCUGAAUUACGUUGUUCUAUUUGUAUUUAUCAUCAUCCAUCGUAAUUGUAAAUUAUAAUUAUUAUAAACGUUUACACGAAAUAAUAAAUUCUGAUAAAAUGUCUGAAAAAACCAUA
Neodiprion fabricii is the source of this 4526-nucleotide messenger RNA. It is a transcript of the gene 14-3-3zeta, whose product is annotated as 14-3-3 protein zeta. Gene Ontology annotation, cellular component: cytoplasm. NCBI's taxonomy places the organism in Eukaryota, Metazoa, Arthropoda, Insecta, Hymenoptera, Diprionidae. Bases 394 to 1161 code for a protein of 255 amino acids. The transcript has 5 exons. The record is from RefSeq and is a predicted model, not a curated record. Gene Ontology annotation, biological process: signal transduction.